UGUGAGGCCGGAGCGCUGGGGCCAGGCGCGCAGGUCCCUGGCCUGAGCCCCAUCUCCCGGGAGUUUCCUCCGCAGCGCCCCGCGCCUCCCACGCAGGAGUUCUAGCGAGUGCCCCGGCUUGUCCCCGCGCCCCAGCCGAAUCCUCUACCCAGCAUGUAAAGUCGCCCGUCCCUCCUUGGACUUUGCGGAGCCAUCAACUUUCCUUUCCCACCGCGUGGACCAGACAGCGCGCAGCACUGCCGCCAGCCGGGGGUCCCACCGACCACCAUGAACGACGAGAGCCGCGCGGACGGCCGCUCGGAGAGCGCCAAGGACCAGGAGAAGCAGCUUCGCCUGCGCGUGUGUGUGCUCAGCGAGCUCCAGAAGACGGAGCGGGACUACGUGGGAACCCUGGAGUUCCUGGUGUCGGCAUUCUUACACCGAAUGAACCAGUGGGCAGCAUCAAAAGUUGACAAAAAUGUCACAGAGGAAACAGUGAAGAUACUGUUCUCAAACAUUGAAGAUAUCCUUGCAGUACAUAAGGAAUUCUUACAAGUUGUGGAAGAAUGCUUACAUCCUGAACCUAGUGCUCAGCAAGAAGUGGGAACCUGCUUUCUUCACUUUCAAGCAUGUCCUCAGAAAGACAAGUUCCGUAUCUAUGAUGAAUAUUGCAGUAACCAUGAAAAGGCACAAAAAUUGCUUCUUGAACUUAACAAAAUUAGAACCAUCCGGACAUUCCUUUUGAACUGCAUGCUGCUCGGAGGACGGAAGAACACAGAUGUCCCCCUGGAGGGGUACUUGGUGACGCCAAUACAAAGAAUAUGCAAGUACCCUCUUCUUUUAAAGGAGUUGCUGAAGCGGACUCCAAGGAAACACAGUGACUAUGCAGCGGUGAUGGAAGCCCUCCAAGCCAUGAAAGCCGUCUGUUCCAACAUAAAUGAGGCCAAGAGACAGAUGGAGAAGUUAGAAGUUUUAGAGGAAUGGCAGUCUCACAUAGAAGGCUGGGAGGGGUCCAACAUCACCGACACCUGCACUGAAAUGCUCAUGUGUGGAGUCCUGUUGAAGAUUUCUUCUGGGAAUAUUCAAGAACGGGUGUUUUUCCUUUUCGACAAUCUUUUGGUGUAUUGCAAAAGAAAACACAGACGGUUGAAGAACAGCAAGACAUCUACAGAUGGACAUCGAUACCUUUUUCGUGGCCGGAUCAAUACUGAGGUGAUGGAGGUGGAGAAUGUGGACGAUGGCACAGCCGACUUCCAUAGCAGUGGACACAUUGUGGUUAAUGGAUGGAAGAUACAUAACACAGCAAAAAACAAGUGGUUUGUGUGUAUGGCAAAAACACCCGAAGAGAAACAUGAAUGGUUAGAAGCUAUUUUAAAAGAAAGAGAAAGACGAAAAAGUUUAAAAUUAGGAAUGGAGCAAGACACCUGGGUAAUGAUCUCUGAACAGGGUGAGAAACUUUAUAAAAUGAUGUGCAAACAAGGAAAUCUGAUCAAAGACAGAAAAAGAAAACUGACUACGUUCCCUAAAUGCUUUCUUGGAAGUGAAUUUGUGUCAUGGCUGUUGGAAAUUGGAGAGAUUCACAGGCCUGAAGAAGGUGUUCACUUGGGGCAAGCAUUAUUAGAAAAUGGAAUUAUACACCAUGUUACUGAUAAACAUCAAUUCAAACCAGAACAGAUGUUAUAUAGGUUUCGUUAUGAUGAUGGAACAUUUUAUCCAAGAAAUGAGAUGCAGGACGUGAUUUCAAAGGGUGUACGAUUAUAUUGCCGUCUUCAUAGUUUAUUUACUCCAGUGAUAAGAGAUAAAGAUUACCAUUUAAGGACCUACAAAUCUGUAGUCAUGGCCAACAAACUGAUAGACUGGUUAAUUGCUCAGGGGGAUUGCCGUACCAGAGAAGAGGCAAUGAUAUUUGGCGUUGGACUCUGUGACAACGGAUUUAUGCACCAUGUCCUUGAAAAAAGUGAAUUCAAAGACGAACCUCUACUUUUCCGUUUUUUUGCGGAUGAGGAAAUGGAAGGGUCCAAUAUGAAACAUCGACUUAUGAAACAUGAUUUAAAAGUUGUGGAAAAUGUUAUAGCUAAAUCACUAUUGAUUAAAUCCAAUGAAGGCAGCUAUGGUUUUGGGUUAGAAGACAAAAAUAAAGUUCCAAUAAUUAAGUUGGUAGAAAAGGGGUCUAAUGCUGAGAUGGCUGGCAUGGAAGUUGGGAAAAAAAUUUUUGCUAUUAAUGGUGACCUAGUUUUUAUGAGACCUUUCAAUGAAGUGGACUGCUUCCUGAAAUCAUGCUUAAACAGCAGAAAGCCUCUAAGAGUUCUUGUGAGCACAAAGCCAAGGGAGACAGUGAAAAUCCCAGAUUCAGCUGAGGGGCUUGGAUUCCAGAUCCGGGGAUAUGGCCCGUCCGUUGUGCAUGCGGUAGGAAGAGGAACUGUGGCCGCAGCAGCCGGUCUUCACCCUGGACAGUGCAUUAUCAAAGUCAACGGGAUCAAUGUCAGCAAAGAGACGCAUGCCAGUGUCAUCGCGCAUGUCACAGCCUGCAGGAAGUACAGGAGGCCAAUGAAGCAAGAUUCCAUACAAUGGGUUUAUAACAGCCUUGAGAGUGCUCAAGAAGACCUUCAAAAAUCUAACUCCAAAUCCCCUGGAGAUGAAGCAGGCGAUGCUUUUGACUGCAAAGUGGAAGAAGUAAUUGACAAGUUCAACACCAUGGCCAUCAUCGACGGGAAGAAGGAGCACGUGAGUCUGACGGUGGAUAACGUGCACCUGGAGUACGGGGUCGUGUAUGAGUACGACAGCACUGCUGGGAUCAAGUGCAAUGUGGUGGAGAAGAUGAUUGAGCCCAAGGGUUUCUUCAGCCUCACUGCUAAGAUUCUUGAAGCCCUGGCUAAAAGCGAUGAACAUUUUGUACAAAACUGCACCAGCCUUAACUCUUUAAAUGAGGUGAUUCCCGCUGACCUUCAGAGUAAAUUCAGUGCCAUUUGCAGUGAAAAAGUUGAGCACAUAUGUCAGAGAAUAUCCAGUUAUAAAAAGUUUUCUCGUGUACUAAAGAACAGAGCUUGGCCCACCUUUAAACAAGCCAAAUCUAAAAUAUCUCCACUGCACAGCAGUGAUUUCUGCCCUACCAACUGCCAUGUCAAUGUAAUGGAAGUUUCUUAUCCCAAAACAUCGACCUCCCUGGGGAGUGCUUUUGGUGUUCAGCUGGAUAAUAGGAAGCACAAUGCUCACGAUAAAGAAAACAAAUCUGAGCAAGGGAAGCUGAGCCCUAUGGUGUAUAUUCAGCACACCAUCACAACCAUGGCAGCCCCCUCAGGCUUGUCUCUGUCACAGCAGGAUGGGCACGGGCUCCGGUAUUUGUUAAAAGAAGAAGACUUAGAAACCCAAGAUAUCUAUCAGAAACUGCUGGGCAAACUUCAGACUGCACUGAAAGAGGUGGAGAUGUGUGUGUGUCAAAUAGAUGACCUUCUGUCUUCGAUAAUGUAUUCUCCUAAAUUAGAACGUAAGACAUCUGAAUGCAUAGCACCGCCAGACAGUGACAACGAGAAGGGGGAAAGGAACAGCAAGCGAGUCUGUUUCAAUGUGGCAGGAGACGAGCAGGAAGAUUCAGGCCAUGACACCAUCAGCAACAGAGACUCGUACAGCGACUGCAACAGCAACAGGAAUUCCAUCGCCUCCUUCACAAGCAUUUGCAGCAGCCAGUGCAGCUCGUAUUUUCACAGCGAUGACAUGGACUCAGGUGAUGAACUUCCACUAAGUGUUCGCAUUUCUCAUGAAAAACAGGACAAGAUACAUAGUUGCCUUGAGCAUCUUUUCAGCCAGGUGGAUUCGAUUACCAAUCUUCUAAAAGGACGAGCUGUGGUCAGAGCCUUUGAGCAAACCAAGCACCUUACCCCAGGCCGAGGAUUACAGGAAUUUCAGCAGGAAAUGGAACCAAAGCUGAGUUGUCCAAAAAGAUUAAGGCUUCACAUCAAGCAGGAUCCUUGGAAUCUUCCCAGCAGCGUCCGGAAUCUUGCUCAGAACCUCAGAAAAUUUGUUGAAGAAGUGAAGUGUAGAAUACUUCUGGCACUUCUUGAAUAUUCAGACAGUGAGCCACAGCUCCGGAGAGACGUGGUUUUCUGCCAGAGUCUCGUGGCCACCGUCUGCGCCUUCUCUGAGCAGCUCAUGGCAGCCUUGAACCAGAUGUUCGACAACAGCAGAGAGCACGAGAUGGAGACGUGGGAAGCCAGCAGGCGGUGGCUGGAGCAGAUCGCUAACGCGGGCGUUCUUUUCCACUUCCAGUCACUUCUGUCACCAAACUUGACAGAUGAACAGGCCAUGCUAGAAGAUACACUGGUUGCACUAUUUGAUUUGGAAAAGGUCUCUUUUUAUUUUAAACCAUCAAAAGAAGAACCACUGGUUGCAAACGUCCCUCUUACAUAUCAAGUGGAAGGAAGCCGGCAAGCUCUGAAGGUUUACUUCUACAUCGAUGCUUACCAUUUUGAACAACUGCCACAACGGCUGAAGAAUGGAGGAGGGUUCAAAAUUCACCCUGUGCUUUUUGCUCAAGCACUGGAGAGCAUGGAAGGAUAUUAUUAUAAAGACAAUGUUUCAGUGGAAGAAUUUCAAGCUCAAAUAAAUGCAGCCUCAUUGGAAAAGGUCAAACAAUACAACCAGAAGCUCAGAGCAUUCUACUUGGACAAGUCAAAUUCACCACCCAAUUCCACAUCCAAGGCUGCCUACAUUGAUAAGCUCAUGAGGCCUCUCAAUGCCUUGGAUGAACUUUAUCGCCUGGUAGCUUCAUUUAUCAGAUCCAAGCGCACAGCCACCUGUGCAAACACGGCGUGCAGCGCCUCGGGCGUGGGGCUGCUGUCGGUGUCAUCGGAGCUGUGCAGCAGGCUGGGGGCGUGCCACGUCAUCAUGUGCAACAGCGGCGUGCACCGGUGCACCCUGAGCGUGACAGUGGAGCAGGCCAUCAUUCUGGCCAGAAGCCACGGACUGCCUCCUCGCUACAUUAUGCAGGCUACAGACGUGAUGCGGAAGCAGGGAGCAAGAGUUCAGAAUACCGCAAAGAAUCUGGGAGUCAGAGACAGAACCCCGCAGUCCGCUCCCAGGCUGUACAAGCUGUGCCAGCCGCCUCCCCCUGUUGGAGAGGAAUGAAGAGAACCUCGAGGAACCAGGCAAGCAGAGGCUUCUGAACACUGGACUAGACAAAGGACUGGCGGGCCAAACAUUCUCCACGCUAUAUGAAAAAAGAAUUUUUUCUCUAAAUCUUUCACCAUGGUGUAAAUAACUAAUGAUCAGCCUGUACUUAGAUACUUCUGCUGAAAAUGGAUAGACCUUCAUUCGCAACCUGGUCUCUCUCUGUAUUGACACAAACUAAUUUUUAGGGUAAAAUCUAUCCCGGAAAAUUAGGGAAAAAAUACCAGAGAAAAAAUUUAUUAUCGUGCCUCUUCUACCAUUUAUUGAAAUUAUGUUAUUGCAUUUGGUUUUGUCUUCUCCCAGUAGGACCCGUAAUAAUGGAUCUUUCCAUUUAAGGAAGCCCGUCCCUGAAGAAACGUGGCCGCAUUUUCUCAGACAUACAGAAACACUACAGAAGCCACAGCUGGUGUCCUCGGUUCUCAGUUCCUCUGUAUCAGAGAAAGUGGUCUCUGUGUCAAAGGCAAAGAGCUUGCUUUCUUCUCUGGAAGAGUGUUUUUGUCAGUAGAGGAGAAGAGAGUGAUUGAGGCCUCUGUCAAGACCCUCUUCCUGCUGCUUCCAGGUUUCUUUGUGCUCCUGGAAGGUCCCAGGGGUCCCUGCUGUCUGCUGGUCUUUGAAGUGGAUGUGGCUGUCUUGGGCCAUGUGGGCAGAUGCUGUGUCAAAUGUGGCAGGGGGUGGGAAGAGGCAGGGACUGGGGAGGUGGGAAGGAAGAUGAGGGAAAAAAAGGGAAAAAAUGAGUUCAUUUAAAAACUCAACCUUAAACUUAAAAAAUAUACUUUCUAAAACUCUUAAUUUUAUUAAGGCUUUCUUAUAUGUCAGACUCUUAACAGAAUACACCAUGCCCAGAAUUUUUCUAUCAUGGUGUAUAUGUUAGGUAUGAAAAUAAAGCUUUAUUUGUUGCAUUUUAGAAGGACUAUUAGAGACCUUGGUAAUCCAUGGGAGCACAAGGCAUAUUCUAUGCAUAGUGUUUAUCAUUUCUACAUUGAUAAAACAACAUUGUUCUUAGCAUAGUGAAUACAGUAAUGCUGAGCUCAAAUUCAUAAUUUUCAAAAUAUUAAAAUGUCCAUAUUGUGACUGUUAUAAUUUUAUGAACUCAGACUAAUUUAGUAUGUGAAAUGCUUUUCAUAACUAAAGUAUAUACAAACCAUUAUUAAAUUUUAAUUUAUAAAAUUUGUUUAUGGUUUUCAAGCUAUCAUUAAAAACCUUCAUGGCUAGCAGUUGUGUAUUGAAUAACAAAAAUACUGGGUUUACAUAUGAGAUGUAUGAGAUAUUUAUAUACUGGCCAAGGUAAUAAUUAUUGUUAUUUGGCACAAAAGAUCUUAAAACUUUUGCAAUAAGUUCAUAUGUUUAAUAAAAAAUAAAGAAACUAACAUCAGAGUUUUCAAAGAAAAAGUUGAAUACUUUGUAUUAAUCAGAUGACUUUAACUUAAAUAUCUAUAUUAAGUAUAUCCUUUACUUUUAGGGACUUUACAUUCUCAAUACUAUCAGCAAGUAAUCCUAAAGUUCCAUGAUAUUAGUAAAUUGUGAUUUUCCCAUACUGAAAAUUUGAUUAUAUUCCAUAUAAUCAAGAGUUGAUAAGUGAGCAAAACUGAUUAACUAGCAGGUACUUUUCAUAUUGUCAUUAGUGUUUUCUAACCAUGAUCCUGGAAGCAGUAAUCUCUCAGAGGGAUGAAGGGGUCAUUUAAACAUUUUGGUGACACUUUGCUAUGUUCCAGGGGGGAAAUUAUCUUCUAUGGUGAUAUGUAUACAUUAGGAUGUUUUUAAAGACCUACACUUUUUGUAAUAUAAUGUUUUUACUAUUAUUUUAAGGGUUAAACAUAGUAUAAGCUUAGCAUCUACUUUAAUAAGUGCUUGGCAUUUGUUAAAUGCUCCAAAGUUAGUAAUGGCUUAUAUUAUCAUUAGUCACUGUCAUGUUUUGUUAUAAUAAACAUUGUAUAAAACAGAUAAGUUUUAACACUAUGUGCCAAGCAAAACAUCCCAGUGCUUUACCUGCACUUUGUUGUUACUGCUUCACUCAUCCUUAUAAUGACGACCUGAGGUGGUACUUGCUUCAUAACCCCCUCUACACAGUUGAGGAACUGGAGCAGACAAUGGCGCAGUGACUGGCCCAAGACUAUGAGACUGACAAGUGGUAGAACCAGGAUUUGAACCCAGGAAGUCUGCUUCUUAUUACCAUCAGAACUGUUGUAAUGUUACCAAUUACUUGUUACUAAAGUAGGAGUUACAUGAAGUGUAUUGCCAUUAAAUUAUACAUCUUAUAUUGAGAAAAAAGGUGAAUGAAAAUUUGUAAAAUACCUUUAAUAUAUGAAAAUCUUAAGAUUGCCAGGACAUUUAAACAUUCUGAAUACACAUUUUGAGGUAACUCAAUGCUGUUGCAAUAUGAAAAGAAAAUAUUCCUCAAAUUGAAGGUAACAGUUUUAGGUAUGUUUUGAAAGUCUGGAAUAGUACAUCAUAUAAAAUUUGACUAUGAUUCUAAAGCAGUGGUAACAGUAAUAAAUGACUGAUUAAUGAAUGAAUAAAACAAUUUUCAAUGCCAUGAUGUACCUCUGUGUGACACUGGACAUUUAACUGGCUGUGAGUUUUUAGAAUAGGUUUACCUAAAUGCUCAUAUACCCCUCUACAACCAGUGCUCCUUUAAGCGUUGCUGAAGCCUGACAGUAGUUCUUCCAUGUUCUGGGUUUGGACAUCCUACCUCUCUCCACCAAAAGGGAAGGUCAUGCGUAGAAAAUUGGUGUUUUAACUUGGGACCACUUCAAAAUUAUGAGUUAAUGAGUAACUCCUCAUCAGUACAUCCUAAACAUUGUAUUAUAUCUUACAAAGAUUUCUAACAUCACACUUACAAAAUUUAAUAUUAGGUAUAUGAGCAAUUUUAGGGACUAGAAUUUUACAUAUACUCCCAUUAUUAUUUAAAAAGGGAGAAGAAAGGAAAAAGAAAGUUAGUUUUCAUACUCUUUUUCUCUAUAUUUUAUAGUAAUGUUUACUUUAGAGUAUAAGCUUUAUUUUAGGAGCCAAUAUCCCAAUAUAAGAAGUCUCAUACUAUUUUCUGUCUCUUUAAAUAAAUUUUUUUUCCAAUGGCCACUUAGAUUCAGUUGCAGGCACAGUAUUGCAUUCACAACUAGUUUAAAUCCCAUGACACUAUAAUACAUAGCCGACCCUGAACAACACAUGUUUGAACUGUGCAGGCCCAUUGACAUGCAGAUUUUUUCAAUAAAUGAAUACAGUGCUGUAAAUAUGUUUUCUCUUUUUUAUGAUUUUCUUAAUAUUUUAUUUUCUCUAGGUUACCUUAUUAUAAAAAUAUAGCAUAUAAUGCAUAUAACAUACAAAGUGAGCAUUAAUCAACUGUUUAUGUUCUCAGUUAGGCUUCUAGCCAACAGUAAGCUAUUAAUAGUUAGGUGUGGGGGAGUCAAAAUUUAUACAAGGAUUUCUGACUGUGGGGCCUGAGCGGGUGUCUAUACCCCUGAACCCCCACAUUGUUCAGGGUCAACUGCAUAUAAUAUUGUAAUGACAUUGGUUCUCACUCUACUCAUUUAAAUUUUGUGAUAGUUAAAUUUAGAAAGAAAUAAAAUUGAUCUUGACACUAACUGUAAAAAAUGAAGAAAGUACAUGGGUAUAAAAACCCUGAGGGGUAUGUUAACUAAUGUAAGAAAACAAACUAUUUUCAACCCUUUGGGAACAUAUAUUGUAUAAGAAAAAUGGUAUUUAUUAAUGUGAAAGCAUUUGGUUGAGAAUUAGUUACUCCAUGGAUUUGGAGAUAAUAUAUUUGUACUGAAAAUACUAAAGUAUUCUUCCAUUACUUCCUGUAGGUUUUUUUUUUUCUAUAUAGCACAAUUUAAUGAGAUUCCAGGGCAUAUUUUUAUUCCCUUGUGUUUUUGGAAAACAAUAUUGAAAUUUUAAAUGAAUCACCUUUAAGUCAUUUUACUUUACAUUUUACUUUACAGGUCAUAUUUUAUGUUUUUUUUAAUUAGUGGUAUUUACUAAUUUUGAAAUUAACUUUAAUAUGUGACUAAAUUAUUUCUGAACUUUUGGAGGCUUUAUUUUAAAAGACUUAUUUGUAAGUGAAUUGGUGCACUAAAUUACAGUUUCCUUACUCAAAGUCAGUAGUAGUUAUUUCAUUAACAUGUAAAUGUUUUAACCAACUUGCUGAAUGAAUUUUUAGGUGCUCUGCUAACAUAUAAAGGCAAAGAGCUUUGAAAUGGUUUAGGAUGAUCUGAACUUGAUUAAGAAAAUAUUCUGUACUCUACUAAGUUUUUGAAGUUUUACUGACGAGCCUCAGGAUGCCUGACCCCGCAGGAAGCUGAAGAGGCGGGGCAAGUUAGGAGAGGGGGCUGCGCCAAGCACGGGCUCAGGCUGAUUCCGUUGUAUGUAAUGGCCACAGUUUUCUUAGGUGCUGCAGUUCCAUAAAUGUUGCUGGUUAGACUUUGGUUUUAGAAAAAUGUCACUACUUCAAAGGUACCUUGAGCAGUGAUCCCGGAGUUCAUGCUGCCAGGUUGCGCAUGCGGGGAAGAUUGCUCAGCCUGUGCCUCCUCCAUCUGUCCUUACACAGACACGUGGCCCGCUUCACUCAGGACGGCUGGCCUCUCUCACUGAGAAGAAACGCCCGAGGUCUACUAAGUCUACUAGUGUAUAUAAAAUGCAUUUUAUAUACAUUUAUAUUCACUGCUUUUCAUUUUUUAUAGUGACACAUAGAAAUUAGAUUCUUUUGUUUUGUAUGACGAUACGAUAGAAGGAGUUGUUCAGUGUAUUGCAUGUCUGCUCUGUAGACGUCAGAGCUGUCUCCAUGUACAGUAAGACCUCCUGGUACAGCAUCUUUUUGCUCACAGACAGUAGUUUGCCACUCAGCCUGGAAUCUAUUUACCCAACUUUGCUGCCCAGAAGAAGUAGCUGAUUAAAUAAAAGUGUUGAGUUUUUAAAUGAUAUCUCUACUAGAAGUAGAAAGCUUUGUAAUUUGUAGUUAAUUUUGGUUGUAAAUAACUGAAUAAAUGCCACUCACUUGUGUAUUCAUUCAACAAAUGUGCUUGAGAUCACUGCAGGAGGCAGAGCACCUGGGCUUUAUUUAUGUGUUGGAUGUGUUUGGUCAACACCUUCUCAGUGUCUCUUCUGUGUUAAUGAUGGCCUAUGUUUGUUACUUGAAAUAACAUUAUUUGUAAUGCAAACCUAUUCUAAUACCAUUGAGGUAUAUAUACUGUAUUAAGUGGAGAACAUUAAGUUGAUAAAAUGCUGUAGAAAACAUACAUUUAAAUUUGAAUACCUAAUGCUUCAAGCAAAUUUGUUAGAGUUUCAGAGGAAUAUAUAUUUUUGUUACUGCUAAGUAAAAUGAGUAGAACGUAGCUUUUGCUUAAAAGUAUUUUUGUAAGUAUUCAUUUACACAGUAUUCAUUAUUUUAAAUAUUAAAAUUGGGCCUAUAAAUAAUAAUUCUUUUAAAUGUAUCCAUAUUUAACAAUGUAUAACAUCCAAAUUAUAAUGACAAAUUUCAUCCAAAGGUGUUAUUCAAGUACUCUGUUCUUUUGCUUGUAAAAUAUACAUGUAACAUAGUUUCAAUCACUCAGCAUUUUGUGUAUGGUUAAAUUUAUCAAAGUGUAUUAUGUAUUUUAUGUCAUUUUUAUUUGCGUAAAACAUUAGAAUAGUAACCUUGUAUCAUAAAUGCCAAUAACAAUAAAGUAUA
This is a messenger RNA of Phyllostomus hastatus (greater spear-nosed bat), 10801 nucleotides long. RefSeq names its product phosphatidylinositol-3,4,5-trisphosphate dependent Rac exchange factor 2 (gene PREX2). Gene Ontology annotation, biological process: intracellular signal transduction. The transcript has 41 exons. NCBI's taxonomy places the organism in Eukaryota, Metazoa, Chordata, Mammalia, Chiroptera, Phyllostomidae. Bases 268 to 5100 code for a protein of 1610 amino acids. The record is from RefSeq and is a predicted model, not a curated record. Gene Ontology annotation, molecular function: protein binding; guanyl-nucleotide exchange factor activity.